This is a messenger RNA of Falco peregrinus (peregrine falcon), 3764 nucleotides long. It is a transcript of the gene LACC1, whose product is annotated as laccase domain containing 1. The record is from RefSeq and is a predicted model, not a curated record. Bases 651 to 1964 code for a protein of 437 amino acids. Gene Ontology annotation, molecular function: copper ion binding. NCBI's taxonomy places the organism in Eukaryota, Metazoa, Chordata, Aves, Falconiformes, Falconidae. The transcript has 6 exons.
AGCUCUGUGAAAUUUCUGACUGCUCUGAGGAGAAAUUACCAUCUUGAUUUUGGGCUUGUGGCCCUGAAGAGUGGCCGCUCAUAACCUCUCUAUCUGGGGGCCUUCUGAAUAUACUUUUGCUUGACUGACUGCCAAAUUCUUGACUGGGACUUGCAGUUCCAGCUCAGAAAAAGAAACUUACUCAGUCUGCACAAGUUUUUCUUUAAGGUCUUUGUGUUCUUGUUCCGUUUUGCCAUGCUGUACGUUUCUGAAUCUGAGAUUGUGCAAAGCUGAUGCAUUAGAACAUGAUUAUAGCUGCAAGGUUACAAGGCAGAGUUAAUGCUGCUUCCGGGUUUAACGCUAACCAGGCACUUAAUCAUGUUGGUGCCUUUCAAUACAGUUUGUUAUUUCCUGUGUAUGCUGACAGCAACAAAGGAGGGUCUUAUCAUUAAGAAGAAAUACAGGUUCCCACUAUAAUCUUACCUAGAAUAGGAAUUUCCAUCAUGUACAUACAAAUCAGCUGCAAGACUGACAGUGAGAAGUGAGAUAUAUAAAGCUGGUAAUGUGUGCUUAUAUCAGAUGGUAUCUUUCAAGAGUUUUAGAAGGAUUGUCUACCUGUGUUUUGUUACUGAAUACUUGGUGGUUGUAGGAAUCUCUAAAUAUCCUUGAGUAUGGUGGAAGCAGUAUUGAUAGAUCUGUUCAGCCUACCAGCCAACUUGCAGAACAUCCAAGGAUUACUGCGUAACAUGCUGGAAACUAUUGAUAAGUGCUCUUCCAUCCCAGCUCCAUUUGUUUACGUCAUGUGUUACCAGAAUCAGGGGAGUGACAAGGACAGUGAACAAGAGUCCUUGCUUCCACCUCUGAGAGAUUUUCAGAAUCUGAAGAAAAAACUAGAGGUGGUAUGUGCUCUGACUGCAGCUGGUGCUUUAUACACCAUCAAACAAAGACUGGAUGAAAAAGACCUAAGUGUCAUUAAAGUUAUUCUCCCUCCCUUAAGAAAAGACUUAAUGAAAGUAUAUAUAGACCAUCUCUUUACAGCAGUCUACCAGUUUGAAUUUGAGGAUUUACAGGUGGCAUCUGAUUGUGAAAACCUACAGAUAUCUGAACCUCAGAGUGAAGGGCAAAGGCUUCCUACGCAGGAUGUGGCACUUAUCCAAAGAGAGAUUCAGAUGUACUUAGAAAGCCUGCCGAGCCUGAAAGGGGAGCUCACCAUCCUCAGAUCUUUCCUGAUCCCAGAUGAAAUUUUCCUACAUGGGUUCACCACAAGGACAGGUGGGAUCUCCUACAUACCAACUCUAAGCUCCUGCAAUCUCUUCAGUAGUUCCAAGCGAAGGGACCCACAAGUUGUUGUUAAAGAAAAUCUCCGCCGGCUAGCUAGUGUUGCAGGAUUUAACCCAGAGGCUUUUCACAGAGUCAAGAUUGAUCACGCUAAUGCUGUGUGUAUUAUGGGAAAGACAGAGCCUGACAGCUAUGAUGGAAUUGUUACAGAUCAGAAAGGUGUUACGAUAGCAGCUCCUGGUGCUGAUUGCAUACCCGUGCUGUUUGCUGAUCCUGUCAGAAAAGUCUGCGGUGCUGCUCAUUCUGGAUGGAAAGGCACAUUGUUAGGAGUUUCUAUGGCCACAGUAAAUGCUAUGGUAUCUGAAUACGGCUGUAAUGUGAAAGAUAUCCUUGUGGUGCUGGGCCCAUCUGUAGGACCUUGCUGCUACAAACUUCCUCACGAAUCGGCAAAAGAAUUUUACAGAAUUGAUCCGAAAUGUGUGAGACUAAUUGACUCUGCAUGUCCUUACAUUGAUAUUAGAAAAGCAACACGGAUUCUUCUUGAGAGUGGUGGGAUCCUUCCUGAGAACAUCCAAGAUGAUUCUGUCAUAGACCAAAGCCAAAAUAUCACUUUCUGUACUGCAUGCCACCCUGAUAAAUUCUACUCUCACUUCCGUGAUGGCACUAACUUUGGGACACAGAUGGGUUUCAUAUCAAUCAAAGACUGAGAUUGUAUCUCUUGCUUUUAAAUAGUAUUUAGACAAUAAGUCUUGUGCAUUUCCUGGCAUCCUGCUCUCCUCAUAGAAGUUCUUCCCCCUUCCUUGCACAGACUUGUAACAGAGAAUUCACAGAUCUUGAGAUUCUCCCACUUUUUCCCUUCCCUGCCAUUCUGAGUCAAGAGUAAAUGUCUAGGGUGUGGGGCCAAUAAUUCUUGUGUGAGACAGGCUGCAAAGGAAACAAGGACAACCCACACCAGUGACAAAGCCCUUCUGCAAGACUAGAUGGAAGCUCCAAUUUUUUCAAGCCUUGACCAAGUAUUUCCCAGAAACCUCAGUUUUAAGGUGGUGAAAGUACCCCAGUCUUCAUUAGCUUCUAAGUGAGACUUCUGAAUGAAGUAUGACAUUACUGAUACAGGAAGGAAAGCCUGUAUUGCACAUCAACUAUUUGAGAACACCCAACUUUUGUAGUUUCAGCUGAAGAUUAGCCUUACAGAAUUACGUGCCUGGGAUUGUUUUUCUUCUUUGGAGUUGUUUAAAGAGCUCCAAAACACUUACAGAACUUUUCCUAUGGAAAAUAACUUGAAAGUGAGAAGCACACAAGCUCCUUUGAGGCAGACCUUGAAAAUAUAUGAACUCUUGCCAUUCUCUAUUUUUUGAUUGUAGAAAAAGUAGGACUGUGAAUCUUAAUAUGGUAUGACAUGACAUGUUCAUGUUUCCUUACAAUUUUCUUUAAACUUUUGGUGAUCUGCUGAUGUCCAUUGAGACAGUCCCAACAGUGGCAAGGCACUUAAUAAACAUCUGAAAAGGGGAGCGAAUUUAGCCUCAGUUAAUUUUACUGACCAAUAGUUGCCUUACCUGUCUUGCUCAGCACGUUCGAAGUAUGCACUGUUUUGUUUUGGCUGUAAAAAUUUUGCCUCUAGACAUUAAAAUAGACGUGAUAGUUCCUGACACAUAGACAGUGAGAGAUUCCUAAUAGAAAACUAUGCUGACUGUAGCUUGCAGAGCUGCCAAGCACAAGCCUUGGGACAACUGUCCGCAUGACGUAAUUGCUAUUUUGAAUUCAACGGUCUUUACCGAUUCUAGACUUUUAUGUCCGCUAGAGGUCAGUGCUCGCUCACGCUGCACGCCAGUCCCUGGCUGCACCGCAUCCUUUCCAAACCAUGCAUUUUGCAAAGCACUGUACAGCAUAGCGGAUACUGUUGCUUAUGUAAUCGUCUGCCAAGUUAUUCUAGUAUCUGUGCUUGAAGAGUAAACUGUUUUUCAUUUUGUUGGGUUGUGAUUCAGAGCUGGCCAAUUUAGAACUUUCCUUGUCCCCUGGGAGAACAGACCUUCUGAAAAAUUUUCUUUUACCUGUGAAUAGUAUUUCUCAGAGAAGAGCCUGGUUCUGAGUAUGUUACCCUCUGACUGUAACCAUCUACCAAAACCAAUGCUUCUUCCAGCUCUCCUACUUCCUUAGAAAUACUAUUCCUCUUCUGGUUUAGCACUGCAGUACUUGACAAUAAAAAUUCUUACAUUUUCAGUUACCUUUUAAAAACCUUACCAUUGCUUUCAUCGUUCUUGGUUUCUUUUGUAACUUCACUGUGGUGAUGGUAUGGCUUCAAACUGGAGGUUCAGGCUCCAACAGGGGCAGCACAUACUCCUCGGUGCUGCCAAGCAUGUUACUGCACAGUAACUGAUGGUGUGUGUGGUAUGUAUCUGUAUUGUGUGUGACAUUCCAAAUAUAGGAUAAUAUAAUUAUAUGGACACUGCCAGGCUUAUUUUGCUGCACUAGGUAAAAAAAAAAUGCAAAUAAAUAGCUACCUACCUUCA